This is a messenger RNA of Clupea harengus (Atlantic herring), 690 nucleotides long. Its product is annotated as trypsin-3-like. Gene Ontology annotation, biological process: proteolysis. Gene Ontology annotation, molecular function: serine-type endopeptidase activity. The transcript has 5 exons. The coding region runs from base 1 to 690 and encodes 229 amino acids. Lineage: Eukaryota; Metazoa; Chordata; Actinopteri; Clupeiformes; Clupeidae. The record is from RefSeq and is a predicted model, not a curated record.
AUGACAAAAAUCCGACUGGUGGGAGGUCAUGAGUGCCGCAGGCACUCCGUGCCCUACCAGGCGUCCCUGAAUGCAGGCCAACACUUCUGCGGUGGCUCCCUCAUCUCCAGCCAGUGGGUUGUGUCUGCUGCCCACUGCUACACACGUCGCAUCCAGGUGCGCCUUGGUGAGCACAGCCUCUCCUCCAACGAGGGCACCGAACAGUUAAUCGACUCCGCCAAGAUCAUCAAGCACCCCAACUACAAUCCCAACAACCUGGACAACGACAUCAUGCUCAUCAAGCUGAGCCGCCCGGCUACACUCAACCGCUAUGUCAAGACUGUUGCCCUGCCCAGCAGAUGUCCCAUUCCCAACGAGCAAUGCAUGGUGUCCGGAUGGGGCGCCACCGACGGCAAAAGUACGAUCUUUCCUGACCGCCUGCAGUGCCUUACACAACCCAUCAUCGAUGAUCGCACCUGCAAGAUGGCCUAUCGUGACAGCAUGACUAAGAACAUGGUCUGCUCUGGCUUCAUGCAAGGAGGAGCUGACAGCUGCAAGGGUGACUCUGGCGGACCUCUGGUGUGCGGUGGCCAGCUGCAGGGUGUGGUCUCCUGGGGACCCAAUGAGUGUGCUUUGAGGGACAAACCCGGUGUCUACGCCCGCGUGUGCCGUUACAACCGCUGGAUCAAGGGUGUCAUGAAGAGCAACUAA